Messenger RNA from Xylaria bambusicola, 6143 nucleotides. Its product is annotated as pectate lyase superfamily protein-domain-containing protein. Bases 250 to 5994 code for a protein of 1914 amino acids. Gene Ontology annotation, molecular function: polygalacturonase activity. The record is from RefSeq and is a predicted model, not a curated record. Lineage: Eukaryota; Fungi; Ascomycota; Sordariomycetes; Xylariales; Xylariaceae. The transcript has 4 exons.
GGCAACCUUAUGUUGCAACUUCAAACUUGAUCUCUGAUUGCAGGGUUGUAGCUUACAGCUAGGCAAGUAGUGUUAUGAUAUCUCAACCGUGGCGUUGACCUCGGAGAGUUGGGUCGGAAGAUGCGAACAUGACAUGCCAUUUGUAGACUGAAGAAAAUUUAUAUAUAAGUCUGACGAGCGUGAUCAUGGAUAAGAGUCAAACUGGGAUAAUCAAGGGAGACUGCCUUGAUCUGCCUCUAGCCCUGUAACAUGGCUUCACAUCGAGGUUCAAUGUCACGUAUAAUUAGUACUCUUCUGUAUUGUAUUCUUUUCACUCCGGCCGCCAGUCAGUAUAACCAGUUCACGACAUCUGUGGCCCCUGGAACAACAUUGUGGUAUCCAGAGGGCAAUGGAAAUGGGGUUUCCUAUACUGUUCGCUCUGACCCGCCCUCGGGAACGGUCACGGUCACCACCUCUGGAACUGCUACCACGACAACAGUCAUUGAUGGGAGGUCUAUCCCUACCCUCGUCUACAACUGCGCGUUUAUGCCCUUUAUUUGUAAGAAUAUAGCCAACCACAUUCAGAACCAAGGCGACUGGAAAUUUGACAAUAACGGUCUCAUGAAACUGCAUGUCGACAUUACGGGCCAGGCAAAUAAUGAAGCUCGUCGAUCCGGGACGUGUGAGAACAAAUCUAAGAAAAACCCGUCCCUGUACAACAAGAACGGGUAUCCGAACGACUGCAAGGACAUAGGGUCAACCACGGGUAUCCGCACCCUGUACAGCAAAUAUUUUACUCUUCCAGUCUCAAGUGUCGACAAGCAACCCCAAAUCAUCCUGGGACCACCAGACCCAACUGACCCGACAAAGAACUUGUUCAGCGGUCUGGUUUACACAUGCGACGAGUUCCCAUCGGCCAGUUGGAUCGAAGGAGGACGUGGCUUCAACAAUGGAGGUGUCGAGGCAGAGGUUAUCUGUACUCCACAGUCUGCAGCGUGUGGUGCAGGAGCGGCAGCGAUCCAGGCAGCCUUUGGACAAAACGUCAACCUUGGGAAAAACCCCAGCGAACAGGAUUGGCAAGCUAGAGCCCUUUCCAGCCUCCGAGCAGCAGUUAUACGAGCCCACAAGAUCAAGAGUGCGCCAGCAGGUUCGAACCAAGACUCUAAGGACCCUUUCGUUGGUGUGUUUUUCUUAUCCACAACCACACAGGCUGCGCCAACGACAUCCAGGGCAUGGGUUGUAGACGAGAAGGGAAAGACCCGGAUUUUCCAGAGAACAAAGCCCACUUCGAUCCCUCAGAAGCGUGACCUGGUUCCUCGCCGGCCAAAAGCCCCUGCGUUGGAGAUGAUUGAAAGUAUUAUCGGAAAUACGUCAGAGCCGAUUCCGGAUGACACCAUUCACCCUGCGGCAAUCUCUUCACGGCCGACGCCGGGGCGAUCUGCGUUCGGUGCCCCAACAGCAACAGCAGCAGCAACGGCAGUACCCGAGCCUCUUUGGAUAUACAAUCCGGUGAACCAACUGGAGGGAAGCAGACUCAUCCCUCGCAGUGUUUACCAGCUCCGCGGGCGACAAGUAUCGGCAGCCGAGAUAAACAAUGCUCGGACCUUGAUCGACAAAGUCUCUCCCGAAAUAUUGGCGUCUAACUCGCGCAAACUAGCUCAUCCCAGAAUAAAUCAUAAAGAAGGACCGAGUGCGGCGCGAGUCGUAUCCCUGAACGACACAGUACCAAAGCCCACGGCGGGGGAUUACAAUCCCAUUAGCAAUGAGGUCAAAGAGGCAGCCGCCCUUCUAGCCGAAUUCGAUGCUCAGAACGGUAAUCUUGAAUACACAUGGCCUCUACCGAAGUCAAACGGGACGGGCAACAACCAUAAAAGAGCAGCAACGUCAUACUGGUAUGCGGCUAUAAGCCCUAAGGGGCGCAGCCCUUUCAAUCCUGCCGGCCUGUCAUAUCAAGUUUACAAGCAUGCGAUUGAUGACUGCCAUGCCAAGGGCGACGGCGUGACUGAUGAUACCAAGGCCAUCCAGGACUGUAUCGCAGAUCAAGAUCGGUGCGGAGGAGAUGAUCUGAAGUGCGCAUCGACGUCUGUGAUGCCUCUGGUCAUCUACUUCCCCCCCGGAAACUACCUCGUCAGCUCCACUAUCGAAAUGUACUUCCAGACGCUUCUGGUUGGUGAUCCGAUCGAGCGACCCGUCAUCAUUGCUGCCCCUUCGUUCCAAGGCUUAGGUGUUUUAAGCUCGGAUCACUAUAUUCCGGGGGCGGGUGGAGCGAGUUGGUACGUGAACCAGAACAAUUUUAUGCGGCAAGUCCGCAACUUCAUCAUCGAUAUCCGUAACACGCCUGAUAACCCGAUCGGAGUCCCGGCACCGGGCCCGGCCUGUCUGCACUGGCAGGUGGCGCAGGCAACCUCGUUGCAGAACAUUGACCUGUACAUGAAGCCGAGCUCGCGCGGCCAUGUGGGAGUCUUUAUGGAGAACGGCAGCGGCGGCUUGAUCACGGGCCUGAACUUCCACGGCGGCUACGUCGGCCUGCGCGCAGGAAAUCAGCAGUUCACCAUCAAGGACCUCACCUUUGAAAACUCUCGCACUGCGAUCCAGGCCAUCUGGGACUGGACUUUCCUAUGGCAGAACAUUCAAAUCACGGGCGCGACGACGGGCAUCGACCUUAUCAAUCAGGACCUCAAGAACACCGCGGCUCCGCAACAGACGUUUGCCUACCUGCUGCUCGACAGCACCAUCAGCGCCACCACCGGGAUCCGGACUAAUCCCUUUAUAGCAAGCGACGGCUACGCCCAGAUGACUCUGGAUAACGUUGACUUCAGCGGCUCCGCCGUGGCCGUGAGGCAGACCACUGGCGAGACGAUCCUCGCCGGCGGCACCAAGGUGGACUCGUGGAUCUGGGGCAUCGUCGCCAGUAAGGACAGCCCUACCGGCCGACAGGUUCGGGGCGAAGCUGCGAAGCCCGUGCGCAGAAAACCAGCUGGCCUGCUCGGGCCAGACGGCAAAUAUUUUAGCAAGCAGAAGCCACAAUACGAAGAUGUGCCCGCGGCGUCGUUUAGGAAUGCCCUGUCAAGUGGCUGCAAAGGUGACGGCGUAAGCGACGACACAAAAUGUCUCCAGACUCUGUUCGGGUCGCCUGGCUAUGUGUUUGUGCCCGCAGGCGUAUACCGCGUCACUGACACAAUCAAGGUCGUAUCAGGUGUCAAGAUUGUCGGUGAAGCUUGGAGUGCCAUCACCGCCGCCGGCGACAAGUUUAGCGACAUGACCAAGCCGCUCGUCUUGGUUCAGGUUGGGGAGAAGGGCGAGUCCGGAAACGUCGAGAUCUCCGACAUACUCUUCCAGGUGGAGGGCCCCAUGGCCGGCGCCAUCUUGGUAGAAUGGAACUUGAGAGCGGACGCGGCCGGCAGUGCAGGUAUGUGGGAUACGCACUUUCGGGUGGGAGGCAAUCUCGGCUCGAACCUCAUAUCGGAUGACUGUCCAAGGUUGACCGGGGCGGUCAAUACCGAUUGCAUUGCCUCUAGCAUGCUGUUUCAUAUCACCCCAUUUGCCAGUGGGUAUUUCGAGAACAUCUGGGCUUGGGUCGCAGAUCAUGACUUGGAGACGAAUUCUGGUGUCCAGAUCGAUGUCUACUCUGCUCGAGGCAUUCUAAUCGAGUCGACGCAUCCGACGUGGCUCUACGCGUCCGCCUCGGAACACAACGUCCUAUACCAAUACAAGAUCCGAGGCGCCAAUAAUCUUUUCUUAGGAAUGAUACAAACGGAGUCUCCCUACUUUCAGAGCAGCCCUCCCGCGCCCAAACCGUUUGAAAAGUCUGUCGGACUCUUUACAGGAGAUCCGCGGUUUUCUGACUGCCGAAGCGGGACACCCGGUUCUUGCAUGGCCUGGGGCGUCAUGAUUGAGCAGUCGUCCAACGUCCUCAUCUAUGGGGCCGGCUUGUAUAGCUGGUUUCAGAAGUACGCCCAACACUGUUUGAGCCAGAUAGACUGUCAAGAGAAGAUCUUAUAUCUUUCCGGGGAUAGGAAUAUCUAUAUAUACAAUCUGGCGACUGUGGGCACCGAAGACAUGGUUACUAGUCCGGGCGCUAGGGUAGACGCAAUGGUGCAUAAUAGCCCGCGUAGCAACGUGUCUUCGAUUAACGGCUGGCUGGGCGACGCCGACGGGAGCCUGGAUGAGGGCAACGAGCCGGGCGCGACUAUUACUCUGUCCCAGACUAUCUGGCUAUGGCCAGAGGCCCAGCCAGAUGGUAAGGGCCCUAUGACCGUAGCAUGCACGCCGCCUUGCGUCUUCGACUUCCCAGCCAUCACGUUCCCGCCGCUACAGCCACCGCCUCUCGUCACCAACGUACCAGGCCUGGGCGUCGUAACGGUCACCCCGCCAGCCUUGAUCAACGCUACAUUUGACUGGAACCCCGUGACAUACGACCCAGAAGACGAGGCUAUCACGACUGUCACACCUAGUUCGAACAUGACAGAGAUCCCGGUGCCUCCGUGGUCGUGUGGCGACAUAUGUGGUGGCACAGUCAUAACAUUCCCAGCUAUCACGUUCCCGGUGCCCAGGCCGACCGAUGCCCCCUGCUGGGUAUUCUGUGACGGCAUUGAUCCGAAGCAUCCUCCUGUUGUGAUCGGCCCAGGACCAGCCCCCGGACCCCCGCCACCUCCGGAGAACGACGAUGACGACGAGGGAUCAGGCGGCGGCGACGACGAUGACGACGACGAUUGCACGCAAAAUAUAUGCCCUUUACCCUGCCAUGGACCAGACUGCACCAAAGGUGAAGACUGCGACGACGACGAUUGCGUGCGUGGUGGCGACUGUAUUGGGCUGUAUUGUACCGGGGGUGGCUCAUGCAAAGGACCCAAAUGUAAAAGGGGUGGAGGGUGUCAAGGUGAUAAAUGCGAUCACGGUGGCGACUGCGAAGGUGACCACUGUGACCACGGUGGUGAUUGCGCAGGCCUCCUUUGCAGGCACGGUGGUGGCUGUCUCGGCUUAUUCUGCCACCGCCCCGGAGGUUGUGAGGGGCCUAUUUGCGGUCCCGGAGAUUGCGUGGGACCCGCGUGCGGCACUGAUCCAUGUACCGGAACGGGCUGUAAUACCGGCGGAUGCACAGGGCCGAACUGCGAUACCGGCGGGUGCGAAGGAGAAGACUGUGAUCCCGGUGAAGGCGAUGAUGAUGACGAUGACGACGACGACGACGAGGAUGACGAGGACGAGUUUUGCGCGCUCGACGAAGAUCUGAUUCCCAACGUCGACACCGCCGAUGAAGAAGGCAUGGGCGUCUCAGGCUACACUGGAGCCGACAGCAACUCGGGAGGCAACGUGGGCAAGGGGGGCAUCAACGGGUCCGGCACAGGCUGCAUCGACGACGACGACGGAUCCAUUUACCCGUGUCAGGGCUCGGGCAGCCAGCCCACGACCACGCCUCGCCCUACGAGCACGACAACCAUGACUGUGUCUCGUCCCACCGACACCGCUGAUCCGCCACUACCAACCCAACCUAUCGAUCCAGACCACACGCCAUACUGUUUCCGUGACCAUAACGACAGCGGUCGGUGGGAGAGCUUCACCAAUCCCGAGGCCGAGAAGGUCGCGAAGACAAUGUGCUAUUCCAGAGAUGUGCUAGAGCCUGAUGACACUCGCGGGCUCGUGUUCCGAGGCCCCGGUUACAUGAUCCAGUCUGUGACCUGGGCCCAGGAUCAAGGCGGAUGUAGACCCAAGGCGGAUGUCCCCAUCGGCGAGGACGACUGGUGCUAUUCGACAAUUGAGGCGAUCCUGGUCCAAUGCGAUUUUGAAAGAGAUGGCGGGACCAUCCAGGCGUUCGGCGGCGGCGUUGUCGAGGACAGCGAGGACUACGGGUGCGUUACUUGGUACGUCGGCGCGGACUCGUCACAAGGCGGCAGAAUUGGCGGUGACGGUGACGAUCAAGCCCUGGCAGACAAGGUAGCCAAGCUGGAGGCGGGUUUUCCGAAGAUCAAGACGCAGAAGGGCCAGUCGGUCUGGGAUGUUCUCAUGAAGCUUUCUUAGGGCUUUGGGAGAAUUCGAAGUUGAACCAAUCCUUUCGAUCCCCUUUGACAAUCUUUACCACCUACUUAUUGUUAAGCAUAUUACUUUUAAUAUGGAAUCAUACCUUUUAGUAUAGCCAAACAUCAAUAUCUAAACCCGUUUACUUUCUA